UUUCUAACUAAAUCCAUUUUGAAGCUACAUUUCAUUUUGUAUUUUGCAAGUGUCCCUGAAUAAAUAAAUAAAAAAGAUCACUAAUUCUAGCUUGGUAUUGACGAAAGGAGGAUCUCAUGUUCAACAGAAUCCUCUUCAACCUGUUUCUGUUCGUCACCUUUCUGAAAUUCAGUGAUGCAGCAGACACUCUUUUUCCAAAUGAAACAAUCGGUGUUGGGCAGACUUUGGUUUCCCAAAACCAAGUUUUCGAGGUCGGUUUCUUCACGCCGGGAGCACCCGGGAACAGUUUCUUGGGUAUGUGGUACAAAAACACACCCAAAGUUGUAAUCUGGGUUGCAAACAGAAACGAUCCCAUCACUGAUUCAGGAGUAGUCUUGAAGAUUUCUGAAUAUGGAAAUCUUUCCAUAAGCACAGGCAGACGCGUUGUCUGGUCGGGGAAUCCAUCAGGGGUCGCAUCAGAUCCUGUUUUAAAGCUCCUGGACACCGGAAACCUGGUUGUUGCUGCAGACACGACGAAGCAAGGCUACAUAUGGCAGAGCUUUGACUACCCGACUGAUAACUGGCUACCGGGAAUGAAGUUGGUAGAUGACAGUGACAGUGGCGUGGAGAAGUAUUUGAGAUCAUGGAAGAAUCUUGAGGAUCCUUCGGGUGGAGAAUUUUCUUACAGGAUUGAGAACCAGGGCUUGCCUGAGUUGGUGGUUUACAGAGAGACAACGAAGAUGUUCCGAACGGGAAGCUGGAACGGGCUUUACUUCGGUGGCCUUCCACCCUUACCAAAUGGCUCUGUCACAGAUUAUUCUUUCAGAGAUGAGAGGUUGAUAUAUGUGGCAAGGCCUAUUAGCAGCUCAAUUUUCUCAAGAACAACACUCGAAUCAUCCGGCUUGCUACAGAGAUAUAACAUGAACGAAAGAAAAGAUGCGUGGAAUCAUGUCCAGACAUAUCCACGAGAUAAGUGCGAUGAGUAUGGUAACUGCGGGGCAUAUGCCUUGUGCAGCACUGAGAAACCACAGAUGUGCGAGUGCUUCAAAGGGUUCGCUCCCAAGUCCCAGCAUGAGUGGGACAUCCAAGAUUGGUCGGGCGGAUGCACUAGAACGACACCACUGAAUUGCUCGAAUGGAGAUGGCUUUCUAGAGAUUAGAGGGGUGAAGUAUCCUGAUAUGUUGAGAUUUUGGUUGAAUACUAGCAUGAGCCUUGAAGAAUGCAAAGCCGAGUGCUUGAAAAACUGUAACUGCACUGCUUGUGCUAAUCCCUACAUAACUAAUGGAGACAGUGGCUGCGUGAUGUGGUAUGGAGAUCUCAUUGAUAUCAGACAAUUUCCUGAAGCAGACGACAGGCAAACGAUCUAUCUUCGUCUACCGGCUUCAGAACUAGGUUCUGCCUCCAACGGAGAGAAAGAGAAGGAGGAGAAAAAGAGUGGUGCGAAAAAGCUCGUGGUUAUAUUCAUUUCUUCUGGAGUUCUAAUUUUGGCACUGUUUGGUGGAGGUGUAGUUUUCAUCAUAAAGCGGAGAAGAGAAGCAUCUAAAAGUGAUGAUGCAGAUAUAGAACUGAAAAUAUUCAAGUUGGAAACUAUUGUGGCGGCAACAAACAACUUCUCCUGGGAAAACAUGAUUGGAGAAGGAGGUUUUGGCCCCGUAUACAAGGGGAUUUUGUCUGCAGAAGGAGAAAUAGCCGUCAAAAGAUUGUCAAGAACUUCGCAACAAGGCACCAAAGAGUUCAAGAAUGAAGUUAUCUUGAUCGCGAAACUUCAACAUAGAAACCUCGUCAGGCUUUUGGGGUGCUGCAUUGAAGGAGAAGAAAGAAUGUUGAUCUACGAAUACCUGCAGAAUAAAAGCCUGGAUUAUUUCGUCUUUGAUCAAAACCGAAGGAAGCUUCUGACAUGGCCUAUGCGUUUUGACAUAAUCAUGGGAAUUGCAAGGGGGCUGCUAUACUUACACCAGGACUCCAGAUUAAAGAUUAUACAUCGGGAUCUCAAAACGAGCAACAUCCUUCUUGAUAGAGAUCUAAAUCCAAAAAUCUCAGAUUUCGGUUUAGCAAGAAUUUUUGGAGAGGGACAAUCCAUUGCUACAACAAGACGAGUUGUUGGGACAUAUGGCUAUAUGGCUCCGGAAUACGCUGUUUAUGGGAAGUAUUCUGUCAAAUCUGACGUCUUCGCCUUGGGAGUCAUAUUGUUAGAGAUUGUGAGUGGAAGGAAGAACAGAGACUUUGGCCAUAGUGAUGACGACCAUAGCCUUUUGGGACAUGCAUGGUUCCUGUGGGGAGAAAACAAAAUUCCGGAGCUAAUGGAUAAAUGUUUGAGCGAUACAUCUAUUGAAUCUCAAGUGAAGAGGUGCAUACACGUGGGGUUAUUAUGCGUUCAAAAAUUUGCAGAAGAUAGGCCAAUCAUGUCAUCAGUGGUAUUCAUGUUAGGAAACGAUGAAGCUAUUAUCCCGAAACCUAAAGAACCUGGAUUUUUUCCAGAAGAGAGUUGGAGCUGUCAAAGAAGUGCGUGUCAAGAAUCGAUCACUUUCACUGAUUUGGAGGCCAGAUGAAUAGGUCUCAACAUACUAGGAAUAGAUGCAAUAAAAAAUAUUGAUUGUUGUAGUGCUCUGCUACUAUUCAGCAUAAAAUAGCCACUGGUUUUGGGUGUAAUUUUCUGUACAACAUGCAUGUACUUAUACAGUAAUACAGAUAAGCGUCAGGCGAAUGAAAUUUAAAUAUCUAUAGAUACCAAACUUGUGCUUAUGGGAAU
Salvia miltiorrhiza (redroot sage) is the source of this 2728-nucleotide messenger RNA. RefSeq names its product G-type lectin S-receptor-like serine/threonine-protein kinase At4g27290. Gene Ontology annotation, biological process: protein phosphorylation; recognition of pollen. Gene Ontology annotation, molecular function: ATP binding; protein serine/threonine kinase activity. The transcript is spliced from 7 exons. Lineage: Eukaryota; Viridiplantae; Streptophyta; Magnoliopsida; Lamiales; Lamiaceae. The coding region runs from base 117 to 2528 and encodes 803 amino acids. The record is from RefSeq and is a predicted model, not a curated record.